UUUCAAAAAAGGAAUUUAGCUUUGUUCCAAGGCAACAUCUAUUUUGGACACCACCUAACACCUUCUCUAAGUCGAAAUUAUAUUAUUUUAUUUUAAUAGAAUUCUUUGAUCUUGGUUUUAUAUAUCUAAUAUACUUAUAGCGGCAAACCAAGUGCAAAAUGAAACGAUUUACGAAACUUCCCGCCGAAUACUAUCGUGUCGGAAGUGCUUUUGGCCACGGCUCAAGACCCAUCUCAUCAAUACCAACUCGAGAUUUUGUGAAGAACCUCCCGGAUGCUCCGUCAUCUCCAAAACUAGACUCGAAGACGAAAGCUCGCCAGUACACUGAGAAAUGGCGGCUACCAUCGCCGUCCACGACUAGGAAAAGUCUGUCCAGUAACAGGGCGAAGGUUGUCCCUUUGCCUAGACCGACCACGGUCCUCAACUCGACGAUCAACACUGCCGAUAGUUGGGAACCGUAUGUCGUGAAGUCAGGACUCCAGAACAGAGUUAGGCCGAUGUUCAAACUCGGAGCUUGUGUUACUUUGAGGUCGUUUUCGAAGAAGUUUUCCACAUCCCAAAUGGCUAGAGCGCCUACACCGAAGUCCACUCCGCCGCCGGCUGCCCCCGCGGCCCCGGCGGCCCCGGCGCCUCCCCCGGCGAAGAAGCCCCCGGCCCCCACCAAGACCCCCGGCCAGGAACCCCAGAAGCUCUCGUCCACUGCCGGGGCUGAAGGGAAGAUUAUCGCCGUGAUCGGAGCCGUUGUGGACGUGCAGUUUGACAAGAACCUGCCGCCGAUUCUGAACGCGUUGGAGGUGCCUGGACGAAAACCCCGUCUGAUAUUGGAAGUGGCGCAGCACUUGGGAGAGAGCGCGUGCCGCACUAUCGCGAUGGACGGAACGGAGGGGCUAGUGCGGGGACAGCCUAUUAUAGACACAGGCGCGCCCAUCACUAUCCCGGUUGGGGAGGGCACGCUUGGAAGGAUUAUAAAUGUUAUUGGAGAACCGAUCGACGAGCGUGGCCCCAUCGAGACGACAGAGUUCGCGGCUAUCCACGCAGACGCGCCGCCCUUCGUCGAGAUGUCCGUGGAGCAGGAGAUCCUGGUCACCGGGAUCAAGGUCGUGGACCUUCUCGCGCCAUAUGUCAAAGGCGGCAAAAUUGGCCUUUUCGGCGGCGCUGGAGUUGGCAAGACUGUGCUAAUUAUGGAACUAAUUAAUAACGUUGCCAAAGCCCACGGUGGAUUCUCGGUAUUUGCCGGCGUCGGAGAGCGAACGCGUGAAGGUAACGACUUGUAUCACGAGAUGAAGGUCGGGGGCGUCAUCACUGAUGACUAUAAGACCUCUAAGGUGGCUCUAGUAUACGGUCAGAUGAAUGAACCCCCGGGAGCUCGCGCCCGUGUGGCUCUCACGGGUCUGACUGUCGCGGAACACUUCCGAGACAAGGAGGGACAGGAUGUGUUGCUGUUCAUCGAUAAUAUCUUCCGGUUCACUCAGGCUGGGUCCGAGGUGUCAGCCCUGCUAGGCCGCAUCCCGUCCGCUGUGGGCUACCAGCCGACCCUGGCCACUGACAUGGGCACAAUGCAGGAGAGGAUCACCACCACCAAGACUGGCUCCAUCACCAGUGUGCAGGCUGUUUACGUACCAGCUGACGACUUGACGGACCCUGCCCCGGCGACGACAUUCGCCCACUUGGACGCCACCACGGUGCUGUCCCGGGCCAUCGCCGAGCUCGGCGUGUACCCCGCCGUGGACCCCCUGGACUCUACAUCCAGAGUCAUGGACCCCAACAUCAUUGGGCCAGAACAUUACGGCGUGGCUAGAGGCGUGCAGAAGAUUUUGCAGGACUACAAAUCCCUGCAGGACAUCAUCGCUAUCCUGGGAAUGGACGAGCUGUCGGAGGACGACAAGCUGACAGUGGCUCGCGCGCGCAAGAUACAGCGCUUCCUGUCGCAGCCGUUCCAGGUAGCUGAAGUGUUCACCGGCCACAUCGGGAAGCUGGUCAAAUUGGAAGAGACUAUUAAAGGAUUUAAGAGGAUCUUGGAUGGCGAGUUAGACCACAUCCCGGAAGCCGCUUUCUACAUGGUAGGGACAAUUGAGGAUGUUAUCGCUAAAGCUCAAGAUUUGGCGAAGAGCGUGUAGUUGUGAUAACCAUAUUUAUUUAUUAAAUAUCUAUAUAUU
Molecule: messenger RNA, 2156 nt
Organism: Trichoplusia ni (cabbage looper)
Lineage: Eukaryota; Metazoa; Arthropoda; Insecta; Lepidoptera; Noctuidae
Product: ATP synthase subunit beta, mitochondrial-like
Exons: 14
Coding region: 159-2117 (652 amino acids)
Biological process (GO): proton motive force-driven mitochondrial ATP synthesis; proton transmembrane transport
Molecular function (GO): ATP hydrolysis activity; ATP binding; proton-transporting ATP synthase activity, rotational mechanism
Source: RefSeq, a predicted model, not a curated record